GCUUCCUGAUUUCCUCCGGCUUCCUUAUCCGCUUGCGGGCUCAGUUUUUUUUUUCCCAGGGAGAGAGAAAAUAAAGAAUACUCCGCUUCCGGUUGCGCAACGCCGCCGGCGGCCUUGCGCAGCGCGCCGAUGGGCGCCGCCGGUCUCCCGGCACUGUUAUAUCCGAACCCUCCUCUCUUCUUCCUUUCGGCGGCCUUGCGCAGCGCGCCGAUGGGCGCCGCCGGUCUCCCGGCACUGGGAUGGGCGAAACAGUUUGGACAUAGUGCUGAUAUCAAAAUAUUUGGUUCAGAUAUGGCUGUCCAUGGAACCCACAAGGCAUUCAGUUUUCGAUGCUUUGCUGCCAAUGGGCGUGCCUUUGGCGCGGAUUCGACUAACAAGAGAAAAAUUAAAAGCAAGAGGAGGCCAAAAGAUGUUGCAGUGGAACCAAGAAAAAAUGUCUUAUAUUUUACAACAGCUCAGUAAGGUAAUAUCUGGAAAUCCAAAGAACAUGGACCAAUGUAAGUUGACUUCAAUUUUCAGUUAACUUCACAGAUUAUUGUUUCUGUUACGAACCAAUGCCAAGCAAAGACCUUAGUCAUAGCAGUGAAAUUUUUAUACACCAAGCAAUUAUAACUGUUCUGUUCUUAUCCAUUCGUAGGGAAUUAUAUUGAAGGAAAAUGGUAAAUCAGGUGAUGCAGAAAGAAUGUUUAUUCAGGCAAAAUUCUUCGCCCCAGAGGCAGCAAAGGCGCUAGUUGAUCGCUAUGCACAAAGAUAGUUGAGGAGAUGUUUAAUGGGCUGUUUUGGAUCAUCGAGGUUAUUCCGUCUAUUUCUAGGUGCAGAUGUAGGAAAUUCUGAGUAAUUUUACCCACUGCGCCAAUCAGUAGAUAUUGGCAUGGACGACCAGCAGCAUGUUAGGAACUUGUAUCAUAGCAAUGUUAAAGGAACCUGGGACAUUCUGUAUUGUAUGGAAGAUGGUAUGCUCCUGUGCACCCAACUGAAGCCUGAUCGUGUAUUGUAACCAAGGGCAUGUGUGUUUUUUGUUGCUGCUAACUGCAGUUGCAUACCCUGUACGAGGUAACAGAUUCCAGUUGCAACAAGCUUGUGAACAGUAUUGUUUGUGCUUCCGUGCUACUGUUUCUGAAAUUUGUUAAUUCCAUCACCCUUUCAA
Molecule: messenger RNA, 1147 nt
Organism: Panicum virgatum (switchgrass)
Lineage: Eukaryota; Viridiplantae; Streptophyta; Magnoliopsida; Poales; Poaceae
Exons: 6
Coding region: 130-462 (110 amino acids)
Source: RefSeq, a predicted model, not a curated record